Messenger RNA from Xyrauchen texanus (razorback sucker), 4281 nucleotides. RefSeq names its product tudor domain containing 9 (gene tdrd9). Bases 1 to 4005 code for a protein of 1334 amino acids. Gene Ontology annotation, molecular function: RNA binding; ATP binding. The transcript is spliced from 35 exons. Gene Ontology annotation, cellular component: intracellular anatomical structure. The record is from RefSeq and is a predicted model, not a curated record. NCBI's taxonomy places the organism in Eukaryota, Metazoa, Chordata, Actinopteri, Cypriniformes, Catostomidae.
AUGCGUCAGGCCAUCACAUCAGCACAGAUAGCGCACUGGUUUACUGUCGGGACGCAGUUUGCAAACAUCCGAAUCACUGAUGAAGUAAAAACGCAGUCACAGCCCGACGAGCAAUGCUCUGAGCAUAGCUUUCCAGAGAAGGAUGAAUCAGAUGGGGGAAACCAGAAAAGCAGGAUGCCAGAACUGCUGACCAGUCCAGGGACCUCCCCCCCUCCACUGGCCAGUUAUGAGUAUCCAAUUCUCCCUAUUACAAAGAACAGACAAGAGUUGGUCACUCUUAUUGAGAAUAACUCCGUCAUCAUUAUCCGUGGAGCGACAGGCAGUGGGAAAACCACCCAGCUGCCACAGUUCAUCCUGGAUCACUAUACAGAGAGAAACAUGCCCUGUAACUUGGUGGUUACACAGCCACGUAAGAUUGGUGCCACCAGCAUUGCCCGCUGGGUUGCACGUGAACGAAAAUGCACCCUGGGCAGCUUGGUGGGGUAUCAGGUGGGUUUAGAGAAGAUGGCCACAGAACACACUAAACUGAUUUAUGUGACCACAGGAGUCUUAUUGCAGAAAUUAGUGGGUUCCAAAACACUCACAGAGUACUCUCACAUCUUUAUAGAUGAGGUCCAUGAGAGAACAGAGGAGCUGGACUUCCUGCUGCUGGUGGUCAAAAAACUGCUACGGUCCAAUUCCAGAUAUGUCAAGGUCAUUCUGAUGUCUGCCACCAUAAACUGUGCAGAGUUUGCAGAGUAUUUUGGAACUCCAAUCCGCAAUCAGAUGAAUCCAGCAUAUGUGUUUGAGGUGGAAGGAGCACCGUACAUUGUUGAAGAGUUCUACCUGGAUGAACUCAAAAACAUCCUGCCUCUUGGAGUAAAUAUGGACUUAACCCCCCCAGAUGAUCCUUGUAUCACAGAGGAGAUGUAUAAUGUUGCUGUGUCUCUAAUCCAGAGCUUUGAUGAGAUGGAGGCUAAAAAUCAAAGAUCCACAAAGCAGACUGGAUGUUCCACUCACCCAGAUAGAGGUAGUGUGCUCGUCUUCCUGCCUGGGCUUGCUGAAAUUCAAUAUAUGAAAGAAGCCCUCGCAAAACUUGUGCGCAAGAGGUUGCAGGUAUAUCCUCUCCACUCUACUGUAACUUUAGAGGAGCAAAACGGAGUGUUCCUAGUUCCUGUACCUGGAUACAGGAAGAUAAUCCUCUCCACAAACAUUGCAGAGAGUUCUGUCACUGUGCCUGAUGUGAAAUAUGUGAUUGAUUUCUGCCUUGUGCGUCAGUUAGUGUGUGAUAAGGAAACCAAUUACAGAUCUCUCCGUAUCACCUGGGCCUCCAAGACCAGCUGCAACCAGCGACGAGGUCGUGCUGGGCGGGUGUCUAAAGGGUUCUGUUACCGGUUAGUGACCAGACAUUUCUGGGAGCAUGACAUUCCAGAUUUCACAAUCCCUGAGAUGCUGAGGUCACCACUGGCCAGUUCCCUGUUGAAGGUAAAGCUGCUGGAUAUGGGCGAUCCCCGCUCUGUCCUCUCCACGGCCCUCACGCCACCCAACCUCAAUGACAUCGAGAGGACUGUCCUCCAACUCAAACAGAUCGGAGCUCUCUCUGUGCAGAGCAGCAGUCAGAGGCAAUUUGAUGGCGAGUUGACGUUUCUUGGUCGUGUGUUGGCGCACCUGCCUGUGGACCUGAACUUGGGGAAGCUGAUUGUUCUUGGACAUGUGUUUGGCUGUCUAGAGGAGUGUCUUAUCAUUGCUGCAUCACUCUCUCUGAAGAGCUUCUUUGCAAUGCCAUCACUGCAGCAUCUGGCUGGGUAUAGGAGUAAGCUGACUUUCGCACAAAAUGUUUCCAGUGAUUUCAUUGCUUUUGUUAAUGCUUUUAAGGCCUGGUACUCGUCUAGAGCUAAAGGAGAACUCAGACACCCAAAGGAUGAACUGGAAUGGGGCAAAGAGAACUGCAUUCAGAUCAAACGAAUCCGUGAGGUAGCAGAGCUCUUUGAGGAUCUGAAGAAGAGAGUGUCCAAAUUCAACAUGCUCAUCAGCAGCUCAUCAAACCCCACAGAUUACACUAACCUGCACAAACAGAAAUUUAUCCUGCAGUUGGUGAUUGCAGGUGCAUUCUUCCCAAACUAUUUUGCUCAGGGAGAGAUCGAGGAGCAGAUGGCAUCUAAGGAACUUUCCGGAAAUGACCCAAAGACCACCGUUCUGCUUAGGAAUUUGCCUCCAUAUGCGUUCCUGUGCUAUAAGCAGAUACAGUCUCUUUUCCGUCAGUGUGGACAGGUCAAAUCAAUUGCAUUCGACGGAUCCAGAGCAUAUGUGGAGUUCUACCGCUCAUGUGUGAGGGAGACAGGUGUGUUACCUGAAGUGUUGUUGGCAUUGCUGCGAGCGCGACACACUCCAGCUCUCCAACUUCAAGUGCACCACGCAGAUGAGGUGGAGGUCCACGCUAAAGGAAAGCCCAUAACACACCUGCGUUAUGCAAGGGUUAAUGUGGAUGUUCAGAGCCAUGCUGUGUGUCCUGUUGGAGUUCUGAGCAGCACCGUAGAUCCACACAAACUUCCAUCCAGCAGAGAUUUCAUCAUUAACAUCACAGAGGUGAUCGAUGUUGGCCAUUUCUGGGGCUUCCAGACAGAUGAGAACAGUGUAGCAAAACAGUGUCAGUUAACCGCAGCAUUGAACAUGAGAGAUCUGAGACCCGUGUCUGUCUCUCUCUACCCAAACCUGCUGUGUGUGGCACCCUUCACAGACUCUCAGCACCCAGCAAAAUACUACAGAGCCAAAAUACUGCACAUUCUGUGCAGCAACAUAGAGGUGUUCUUUGUUGAUUUUGGCAACACAUCUAAAGUCCCAUGCAGCAGUCUGAGAGAACUCCCAUCUGACCUUGUGACUCAGCCAUUUCAAGCACAGGAGUUCUGCAUCGCAGGGAUGGGUCCGUCUGCACAGUCACUGAUUCUUGGCGAUCGCUGGAGCAGUCGGGCACGGAACCGCUUUAAGAUGCUCACGAGCGGCUGCUCUGCCAUCGUGUCGCUGUACUCCAUUCUUCAUGGUGUCAUGCGCGUAGACCUGCGCAUCUCCAUGGAGACAGGUGAUGUCAGCGUGGCUGACCUGCUGGUGCAGGAGGGACAUGCCUGCCAUGCCCCUGAAAGCUUUGAGAGUCAGCAAUCCCAUGAGAUUCUGAUGUCUCUGUAUCAGGAUAUGGCCUCUGGCAGAUUCACCCCCAGUUCUACUUGUGGUUCCUUGAACAGCAGGAUGGAGGAAGACAAACAGCUUAUCAACCAGCUCCUUCAGCACUUUUCCACACCUAGUAGCAGCGCCCCCAAGUGCAAGGCUUUGGUUCAUGGUCCCAGCAGUCCUCAUAAGGUCAGCUUCCACAGCAUGAGCAGGGUCAGCCAGUUCAGAACUGUUAGCAUAGAAAGGGACAGUAUUAACUCCGUAAUGGUGAAUGAAAAUCCCCAAGAUUGGCAUGAGAGGAUGUUGGUGGCUGCAGCCGUGUCUCUCUCUGCCUCAGGUUCUCAUAUCCUGUUGAAGGAAACAUCUCUGAUGCCUCCCAUCCCAGGCCUUCCCUCCCUUGUUAAUAUGCUCUUCACCCCUGUCAUGGAACUACGUACUAAUGAGGACAGGACCUGUUUUACUGGUGCUCUUUGCGGACUGGGCUGGAACUCCAUUUCUCAAGAUGCAUUACUUCCUGAACAUGACAUUGAGCUUGCCUUUGAUGUCACGUUUGAUAUUGAAGACAUCACAGAGAUAAAUGCAUUGCGAGGCACAGUGAACAGGUUGGUGUGUGAGGGAACAAACGGCCUGUUAAAUUUGAGCACUGAAAAGAUCAGCAGUCUGCAGGAGGACGCACGAGAACGACUCAUCAGACUCUUUAUUAAAAACCCUCCUAGACUGUCGUGUAAGCAUUUGUACUACGACAAACCGAAGAAAUGGAACUUGGUGGAUCGUUCACAGCAGAUGGAGCUGCAGGAGAAGAAUGAUGGAAAAUCCAAAGGUGCUCUGUUUCAGCUGCAUCCCAUCACCUUACUGAACAUGUGAAGGGCAUCACACAGCUCGGGGGAGUUGUUACAGGUGAUAGGACAUGUGACUGCUUGUAUAAUUGAACUGUAUUCAGACAUAUGAGGCUUGCGUCCCCCCGCAUUGCAGAGAGGUAAUUUUGUUGGGUUUUCAUUGUACUGUCAGAAGAGAAACUUGAUGUGUAUGCUUGAAUGUUAAUUCUGUUAAAUGUGCAUUGGUUUAUUUUGUCAAGUCAUUUUUUUAUGUUGGUCAAAAUGGAAAUUCAGCUGCAAGAGGAUGCAGGUUUCAUCCAUCGGU